AUGCAACCCGCAAUUAUAGCCCUCCCUAUGCAACCAACAAAUAUAGCCCUCCCAAUACAACCAGUAAAUAAUGCCCUCCUAAUGCAAACAGCAAAUACAGCCCUCCCAAUGCAACCAGCACAUAUAACCCUCCCAAUGCAACCAGCAAAUAUAGCUCUUUCAGUGCAACCAGCAAAUACAGCCCUCCCAAUGCCAGCAAAUACAGCCCUCCAAAUGCAACCAGCAAAUAUAGCCCUCCCAAUGCAACCAGCAAAUACAGCCCUCCCAAAGCAACCAGCAAAUAUAACCCUCCCAAUGCAACCAGCAAAUAUAACCCUCACAGUGCAACCAGCAAUUAUAUCCCUCCCAAAGCAACCAGCAAAUACAGCCCUCCCAAUGCAACCAGCAAAUAGAACCCUCCCAAUGCAACCAGCAAAUAUAGCUCUUCCAAUGCAACCAGCAAAUACAGCCCUCCCAAUGCCAGCAAAUACAGCCCUCCCAAUGCCAGCAAAUACAGCCCUCCAAAUGCAGCCUGCAAAAAUAGCCCUCCCAAUGCAACCAGCAAAUACAGCCCUCCCAAAGCAACCAGAAAUAUAG
Mercenaria mercenaria is the source of this 576-nucleotide messenger RNA. RefSeq names its product paternally-expressed gene 3 protein-like. Bases 1 to 576 code for a protein of 191 amino acids. Lineage: Eukaryota; Metazoa; Mollusca; Bivalvia; Venerida; Veneridae. The record is from RefSeq and is a predicted model, not a curated record. The transcript has a single exon.